Molecule: messenger RNA, 3151 nt
Organism: Trachymyrmex septentrionalis
Lineage: Eukaryota; Metazoa; Arthropoda; Insecta; Hymenoptera; Formicidae
Gene: Kap-alpha1
Product: importin subunit alpha-7
Exons: 10
Coding region: 1-2016 (671 amino acids)
Biological process (GO): cellular response to oxidative stress; NLS-bearing protein import into nucleus
Cellular component (GO): cytoplasm; nucleoplasm; nucleus
Molecular function (GO): nuclear import signal receptor activity; thioredoxin peroxidase activity; protein binding
Source: RefSeq, a predicted model, not a curated record
AUGAUUUUCAAGGUUGGAGACAAAUUACCCAGCGUGGAUCUUUUUGAGAACACACCAGCAGACAAGGUGAACCUAGCACAAGCCGCAGCUCAGAAGAAAAUCGUAGUGUUUGGUGUACCAGGUGCAUUUACUCCUGGUUGUUCAAAAACUCAUUUGCCUGGUUACAUUGCAAAGGCGGAUGAAAUAAAAUCCAAAGGAAUUUCCGAGAUAUUUUGUAUCGGUGUUAAUGAUCCAUUUGUUAUGGCAGCCUGGGGAAAAGAACAUGGUGCAACAGGAAAAGUACGAAUGCUAGCUGACCCUAAAGGAGACUUUACAGACGCCAUGGAUCUUACUGUGGAUUUGUCAGCCUUAGGAGGCAAACGCAGCAAACGUUAUUCUAUGGUGGUUGAAAAUGGAAUUGUAAAAGAGAUCAAUAUGUCAACUGGACCUACACAUAAACAUCGUUACAAAAAUGUAGGAUUAGAUUCUCAAGAGUUGCGAAGACGCAGAGAGGAAGAGGGAGUCCAAUUAAGAAAACAAAAACGUGAGCAGCAAUUAUCAAAACGUCGCAAUGUUCCAAACAUUGUUGCAGAUGAAGAUAAUGUGACAUCUACAGAUGAAUAUUCACUUCCUAUUGGUACUGCACAAUCGUCUCCUGGUAUUAUAACAUCUGAAAUGGUAGAUGCAUUAUAUAGUCCUAACAUACAAGAUCAAUUGGCAGCAACGCAGAAAUUUAGAAAAUUAUUAUCAAGAGAGCCAAAUCCCCCUAUAGAUGAGGUGAUACAAACAGGAAUUGUACCACAAUUUGUUGAAUUUCUUAAAAAUAAUACAAAUUGCACUCUGCAGUUUGAAGCAGCAUGGGCUCUGACAAAUAUAGCAAGUGGUACAUCUCAACAAACACGUAUUGUGAUAGAUGCAGGAGCUGUUCCUACUUUCAUAUCUUUACUUGGUUCUGAAUAUGAAGAUGUGCAGGAACAAGCUGUUUGGGCAUUGGGUAAUAUUGCAGGGGAUAGUCCUGAAUGCAGAGAUCAUGUCUUAGCCAAUGGUAUCCUUACACCACUUCUGCAAUUGCUAUCAAAGGCAACACGACUUUCUAUGACCCGCAAUGCGGUAUGGGCAUUAUCAAAUCUCUGUCGAGGAAAAAAUCCAGCACCAGCUUUUGCAAAAGUUGCACCAUGUUUACCAGUGUUGGCACAUCUUCUCAAUCAUACUGAUUAUGAUGUACUCGCUGAUGCUUGUUGGGCUCUUUCUUACUUGAGCGAUGGCCCAAAUGAUAAAAUACAAGCUGUUAUUGAUGCUGGUGUUUGCAGACGUCUCGUAGAACUUCUCAUGCAUGAACAAAAUAAUGUAACAAGUGCGGCUCUUCGUGCUGUAGGAAACAUAGUUACUGGAGAUGAUGUGCAAACGCAAGUUGUAUUAAAUUGUUCGGCAUUACAUUGUCUAUUACAUCUCUUAAGUUCGCCACGGGAAAGUGUUCGUAAAGAGGCUUGUUGGACGGUCUCUAAUAUCACUGCCGGUAAUCCCCAACAAAUACAAGCGGUGAUUGAUGGUAAUAUCUUUCCGGUUUUAAUCGAGAUUUUGAGUAAAGCUGAAUUUAAAACACGUAAAGAAGCUGCAUGGGCAAUUACAAAUGCUACUAGUGGCGGAACAGCCGAACAAAUUCGAUACCUCGCAGUGCAAGGAUGUAUUCCGCCGCUUUGCGAUUUGCUUACUGUUAUGGAUGUCAAGAUUGUUCAGGUCGCUCUAAAUGGUAUAGAAAAUAUUCUACGCCUGGGAGAACAAGAUGCAACUAUGCAUAAUGGUCUCAAUCCUUAUGCAGUUCUUAUCGAAGAAUGUUAUGGCCUAGAUAAGAUAGAAUUCUUGCAAUCGCACCAAAAUAUGGAUAUUUAUCAAAAGGCCUUUGAUAUUAUCGAACGAUUCUUUGGGUCUGAGGAAGAAGAUACGCGACUUGUACCUUCAAUCGAUUCACAAGGACAAGAAUAUCAGUUCACCGCACCAGAUUCUUCCCAACUACCAGUGCAAGGCUUUGAAUUCUAAUCAUCUGUCUUUAAAUUUCUGAAUAUAACUCUGUUUCGUUAAACGUUAACGUUAUUCGUUCCACAGGGAUUUAUAAUAUUCUAAAAAUUAGUAGGGGAGAUUGUGCGCCGAGCUAUUUGUUUAUGGGAGGUAAGUGUCCACAUACUGCUAUCUCAGGUGUUAAACGAUAGAUAUCCUUAUUAAUUUAAAAAGUAGCUGAAAAAGCUAAGUAACAUGAAAAUAAAAUUUUUUGAAAUUACAUGCUUUUUCAACUACUCGUUAGAAUGGUAGACAUCUGCUCUUAAUAUCUGAUCUGAGAUAACAAUACUGUGGACAUAUGAUCUCUCCUACAUUAAUAGGAAAUAUAAUUUUACAUAUUCAUUCACUGAGCUUGAGUGUAUUUAUGUCAGAAGUACAAAAUAAUUGAAACUGAUCUAUUCUUCUUUUAUUCGAAUUAAAAGCAGUAAAAACUCUUGAUACAUUUUCAAUUGAUUUCUUUUUUUUUUAUUAUUUAAGAUGAACCAUAACUUACUCUAUGUUACGACCUGAAAUUGUUUUCGAAUCUACGUCAAAUUACGACAAUGUCUAUGUUUAGAGCCUUGAAACAAUUUGUGUAGGAACACUUACAGAUUCAUACCUGCAUGUAUUUAGUAUGAGACGUUUAGUUUUUUAAACAAACGUCUUAGUGCUUAAGUAGAAGUGGAGACAGUGAUCAGAACAAUUUGUCGAGGCAAACUCACACCUCGUCCGACAUGUGACUGACGCAGAAUUACGAAAAAAAAACUUGCAUUACCCUGCAAGACACUAACUGAAUGACUGAAGUACGCGACUACGUAGCCAACACGGACAACAUUACGCAACGCGGUACUCACCUCCUUACUAUACUAGAUAGAAACAUGACCAAUUAAACUUUUUUACUGUAAAUACGUAUCUCGUAAUUUUAAGGCUAUUCUAUACAGAGUGCCCUCAAGAAACGAAGUAAUAGUUUUAUUUGGCCGUCAAUGCAACAGCUUGCGAUAAUUGAGAUAUUUGUAAUUUGUGAUAAAUAUAAUUUGUACUGAGAUACGUGCAAAGUAUGCUUUGGUUUUCUUAUGUUAAAUAAUCGUGCGGAAUGCAGAUUCCAAUUAUUAUAUACUUAUACUUUUGUUAAUCUAGU